GCGUUUGUUUAUGUUCAUGCUGAAUUUAAAAAAAUAAUUAAAUAUCUCGGUUAAUUAAAGAUGAUUAGGAAUUUAAUAAAGAGUAGCUUAAGUAAGAGGAUAUUAGCUACCCAGCUAUGCAAUAAUUUAACAAUUUGUCGGUUUUAUCCUGCACCAAUUAAGAGAUUCUACAAAGAAUCAAGCAUUCUGUAUGCUGACAAAAAGUAUGAAAUAACAUUAGAUCAAAAGAAAUUAAAGACACCAAACGGCUCAGUGUUUCAAGUAGCUAGCGAACCAUUAGCACUUGCGAUUGCAGCUGAAUGGAAUUCACAAAAGGACACGAUUGAAAGAUCCAGAAUGAUGUUAACGUCACUAGCAAAUACAGCUUUAGACAACCCUAAUCAUUUAUCAAAGGAGGAUAUUAUUAAUUACUUGCUGUCAUUUGCAGAAACAGACACAGUUCUGUUUCAUAAUCAGGCUGAACCUGAUUUAUACAAGCUACAAAUUGAAUUAUGGAACCCAAUCAUUAAUUGGUUCAAUAAGCGAUAUAAUACAGAUUUGCAGAAAACUGACGAUAUAUCGCCACCAAAUUUCCCUACAAAUGCUAAAAUGGAAAUAAGCAAGUACUUGAGGUCGCAUACUUUAGAUACACUUCAUGGAUUUCAGUUUGCUGUUGAUACAUUAAAGUCUGUAGUUUUAGCUUUUGCAUGCAUUGACAGAUUCAUAACGCCCGAAAAAGCAGUUCUACUAUCUAGACUCGAGGAAGAGUAUCAACUUGGACAUUGGGGACGUGUUGAAUGGUCUCAUGAUUUGAGUCAACAAGAUUUACAGGCACGAUUAUCAGCUGCUGUGUUUUAUGUACAUUGUAAUUCAUUUUCACAUUUUGUGCAGUCUAAGGACGUAAGUAGGAUUUCUGAGGCACAAGUCUUUUGAGAACAAGACAAUUUAAAUUAGAAGAAUAAAACAAUUAAGUAAUCU
Chironomus riparius is the source of this 957-nucleotide messenger RNA. The record is from the annotation of a GenBank genome assembly. NCBI's taxonomy places the organism in Eukaryota, Metazoa, Arthropoda, Insecta, Diptera, Chironomidae.